Molecule: messenger RNA, 1878 nt
Organism: Puma concolor (puma)
Lineage: Eukaryota; Metazoa; Chordata; Mammalia; Carnivora; Felidae
Gene: TKTL2
Product: transketolase like 2
Molecular function (GO): thiamine pyrophosphate binding; transketolase activity
Source: RefSeq, a predicted model, not a curated record
AUGGCCAACGACUGCAAGCCUGAUGGGAACACCGUGCAGGUGCUGCGGGACGUGGCCAACCGCCUGCGAAUCCAUUCCAUCAGGGCCACAUGUGCCUCCGGCUCCGGCCACCCCACUUCAUGUUGCAGUGCAGCCGAGAUCAUGUCCGUGCUCUUCUUCCACACCAUGAGGUAUAAACAGACAGACCCAGGACACCCUGAUAACGACCGAUUCAUCCUCUCGAAGGGCCAUGCUGCUCCAAUCCUCUAUGCCGCUUGGGCAGAGGUGGGCAACAUCAGUGAAUCUGACUUGCUGAGCUUGAGGAAAAUUCACAGUGACUUGGAGGGACAUCCCACCCCAAGAGUGCUGUUUGUUGAUGUGGCAACAGGAUCACUUGGGCAAGGAUUAGGUGCCGCGUGUGGAAUGGCUUAUACUGGCAAGUACUUCGACAAGGCCAGCUACCGGGUGUUCUGCCUCAUAGGGGAUGGCGAAUCUUCAGAAGGCUCUGUCUGGGAGGCCUUGGCCUUUGCUUCGCACUACAAUUUAGACAAUCUCGUGGCAGUCUUCGACGUGAACCGCUUAGGACAAAGUGGAGCCACGCCUCUUGAGCACUGCACAGACAUCUAUCAGAAUCGCUGUGAAGUCUUUGGGUGGAAUAGUUACCUAGUGGAUGGCCAUGAUGUGGAGGCAUUAUGCCAAGCAUUUUGGCAAGCGGCUCAAGUGAAGAACAAGCCCACUGCCAUAGUUGCAAAGACCUUCAAGGGCCGGGGUAUUCCAGAUAUUGAGGAUGCAGAAAAUUGGCAUGGAAAGCCGAUGCCAAAAGAAAGAGUAGAUACAAUCAUCAAAUUAAUUGAGAGUCAGAUACAGACCAACAGGAAUCUCAUACCAAAACCUCCCAUUGAAGACUCACCUCAAAUCAGCAUCAGCAAUAUAAAAAUGACCUGUCUGCCUGAAUAUAUAGUUGGUGACACGAUAGCUACCAGGAAAGCAUGUGGUUUGGCUUUGGCAAAACUGGGCCAUGCAAAUGAAAGAGUUAUUGUCCUGGAUGGUGACACAAAAAACGCCACCUUUUCUGAGAUAUUCAAUAAAGAGCACCCUGAGCAUUUUAUUGAGUGUUUUAUUGCUGAGCAAAACAUGGUGAGUGUGGCACUAGGCUGUGCCACACGUGGUCGAACCAUUGCUUUUGUUAGUACCUUUGCUGCCUUUUUGGCCAGAGCAUUCGAUCAGAUAAGGAUGGGAGCCGUAUCUCAAACCAAUAUCAAUCUUAUUGGUUCCCACUGUGGGGUAUCCAUUGGUGACGAUGGACCCUCCCAGGUGGCCCUGGAGGAUCUAGCCAUGUUCCGAAGUAUUCCCAACUGUACCGUUUUCUAUCCAAGUGAUGCCAUCUCAACAGAGUAUGCUGUUUAUCUGGCUGCCAAUACCAAAGGAAUGUGCUUCAUUCGGACCAGCCAACCAGAAACUGCAGUUAUUUAUACCCCACAAGAAAAUUUUGAGAUUGGGCAGGCCAAGGUCAUCCGCCAGAGUGUCAAUGACAAAGUCACAGUUAUUGGAGCUGGAGUUACUCUGCAUGAAGCCUUAGCAGCUGCUGACAGUCUUUCUCAACAAGGUAUUUCUAUCCGUGUCAUUGACCCAUUUACCAUUAAACCCCUGGAUGCUGCCAACAUCAUCUCCAAUGCAAGAGCUACAGGUGGCCGGGUUAUCACAGUGGAGGAUCACUACCGGGAAGGUGGCAUUGGAGAAGCUGUAUGUGCAGCUGUCUCUAGAGAGCCUGACAUCCUUGUUCAUCAGCUGGCAGUGUCAGAAGUGCCUCAAAGUGGAAAACCUGGUGAAUUGCUGGAUAACUUUGGUAUCAGUGCCAGACACAUCAUAGCAGCUGUGAAAAAUACUUUAAUGAACUAA